Messenger RNA from Zophobas morio, 1792 nucleotides. Its product is annotated as splicing factor U2AF 65 kDa subunit-like. Gene Ontology annotation, biological process: mRNA processing. Gene Ontology annotation, cellular component: nuclear speck; nucleus; U2AF complex. The record is from RefSeq and is a predicted model, not a curated record. NCBI's taxonomy places the organism in Eukaryota, Metazoa, Arthropoda, Insecta, Coleoptera, Tenebrionidae. The transcript has 15 exons. Gene Ontology annotation, molecular function: poly-pyrimidine tract binding; pre-mRNA 3'-splice site binding. The coding region runs from base 95 to 1792 and encodes 565 amino acids.
UGGCGGUGGUACCUUGAAGUUUGCUUUGCUUACUGAACGAAGAUAGGUUUUCCGGUUUAUCUUUACUUAAUUCAAUGGGUUUACUGCAAACAAGAUGACAGAGGAACAAUCUUUGUUAGAGACACCCGAAGCUAAAACAGUGGAAAACGGAAUUUCUUUGGAAGAUAAUAAAACACAUGCCGGUUCUAGUGUUAGAAAUAGUAGAAGCAGAAGCCGGGAAAAAAAGCAUAAAAGUAGACACCACGGGGUUAAAAGUAAAAAAAAUCACAGGGAUCAUGAAAUAGAGCGACCUAGUAGUCGUGAGCGUGAGAACUACCAAAACAGUAAAGAUAGAAGAGAGAGACAUAAAGAUAGAAGAUCAAGGCGAAGUCGCAGUCGCAGCCGUCGGCGCGGACAUAGUAGACGCCGAAGCCGUAGCUCCCACAGGCCUCGUCGCCCUAAACCUGGAGCCAGAAGAUUCCCAUCUAAAUAUUGGGAUGUUAGGCCUGCAAAUACAGAAAACAUAAGCGCUAUGGAAUACAAGAAUAUGAUAGUUCAAGGCCAAAUUAAUCCCAAAUCUAUGAUUUCCUUGAUCCCUGGAAUAGGUGUACCUUUUAACAACGAGAUUGCGGAGAUGGCCAAGAUGCUUCCACCACACUCGCAUUUUCCUCUGUUUCCUCCGGGGGCUGGCGGGCUAAUGGGGUUAGCCAUGCCUCAAGGCGCCUCUCGAGCAGUUGCUCUUUCUGGCGUGCUCCCCGCCGUGCCUGGUCUGAUUUCACCUAGUCUUUUCCCAGGAGUAUUAGCGGGGGCGCUUCCUGGUCUGGCGAGGCCGGGCAUUCCCGGUAUCUCCGAUAUUACAUUGACGCAUAUGUCUAAGCAGGCAAAAAAACUUUACGUCGGUAAUAUUCCUUUUGGUUGCGAGGAGCGCUCGAUGCUAGAGUUCUUUCAACAGCAAAUGGAUCUGAAGGGCCUUUCAAAUGUCGCGGGAGCCUCCGUUUUGGGCGUGCAGAUCAACUACGACAAAAAUUUUGCGUUUGUCGAGUUUGCCUCAAUAGAAGAAACCACCCGGGCCACUGGUCUAGAUGGAAUUACGUGGCAAGGACAGGUUCUUAAAAUCAGACGGCCAAAGGACUAUGUGGCCAUUCCCGGGACGGACGCAGCUCUCCACUCUAUGGCUGGCGUUAGCUCCUUGGCUGGCAAUUCGGAUAACAAAAUUAUUAUCAGGGAACUCCCGGGGCAUUUCACCGAGGGGGAGGUGCGUGAGCUACUCUCUUUGUACGGGGAGUUGGUAUAUUUUAAUCUCGUGAAGGACCCGGACACCAACCUAUCAAAGGGCUACGCUUAUUGCGAAUAUGCCGACCCGAGGAUCACCGAUAUUGCCAUUGAGGGUCUGAAUGGAAUGCCUAUUGGAGACAAUUCUAUCGUAGUACAGCGUGCUAGCCUCGGAAAGAUUCCUGGCGACCUUGGCGGGGUUGCCUGUACGGUUGACCAGGACACUCAACCGACCCAGGUGCUUGUCCUAAUAAACAUGGUUGAAAUGGAAGAACUUGUGGACGACGAAGAAUAUGACGACCUUAAAGAGGAUAUACGCGAAGAGUGCGCUAAAUAUGGUAACAUACUCGGCAUAGAGAUUCCCCGACUUUCCACGGACGGCUCGGAGGUCAAGGGCCUUGGAAAAGUAUUUAUUAAAUAUUCAACGAUCGAAGAGGCCCAAAUUGCACAGUCUAAGACGGCCGGCAGAAAGUUUGCCGACCGCACCGUAUUAACCUCCUAUCUUGAUGUGUCCAAAUUUGACAGCAAGCAGUUUGAAUAA